UGAAAACAAUCGGAGCGCAGCUAUAGGGUAUUUUACAUUUAUUUUUCCGCCUGUGCGCGUCCUCCAUCACGUCCUAUACUGGGAACACGAUGUUACAGUAUACAACGCUGACAUGAAGCAAGGGAGGGGCUGCUGCAAACCACACUGAUAGAAUGAAUGUAAAGAGCCUAAAGAACACUUCCUGUUGAUGCAAAAAUUGCAGCAGCAACUGUCUGACACAUCUGGACUGGAGAGGGGGGGGAGGCCUGGCUGUAGCGUUAGCGAACCACUGAGGGGAAUGGACAACGUUUAAUGCUAAUCUGCAAGACGGCUGUCAGCAAACUGGAGAAACAUAUCCAAGAAAUGGACGACGGCAGCUACAUCGAGUUUGAUGUGCCGGAGUUCAGCAACACUGUUCUGACCCAACUCAAUGAGCUGCGGCUGCAGGGGAAGCUGUGUGACAUCAUUGUUCACGUUCAGGGCCAGCCGUUUCGAGCCCACAAGGCUGUGCUGGCAGCUAGUUCACCCUACUUCCGUGACCACUCAGCUUUGAGCACUAUGAGUGGCCUUUCCAUUUCGGUCAUCAAAAGCCCUGAGGUGUUUGAACAGCUUCUUGCUUUCUGCUACACAGGUCACAUGUCUCUGCAGCUCAAGGAUAUUAUCAGUUUCCUCACCGCUGCCAGCUUUCUGCAGAUGCAGGCGAUCAUUGACAAGUGCACCCAAAUCCUGGAGAGCCUCCAUUCCAAGAUCAGCCUCCCACCUAGUGUCAGCAGCCCAGAGAAAGACAGCUUGCAGACCAGCCGCAACGGGGUCAAUGACAGCAACCUCUUUAUAAAUCCCACCCAGAUCUCCCCCCCUUACUACUCCCGACAGAAUCAGGCAGGGAAUGAAGUGCGCUUGGAGCUGGGAGGAAAAAGCCUGAGCCGGGUGAGACAGCAACAAGAGGAAGGCCAGUCAGAUCGUGGCAGUAGCGAUAGUGUGUCAGAGCAUGAUGCUCCCAUGGAGGGAGAAACGGAGCAAGUGGAACUAAUUGGUAAAGAUGGGCAAGUAACAGAUGUGCAUGUGAAGAUAGAAAAGACUGACAGGCCAACUUACUCAGACAGUUCCUCAGCUGGUGAUGAUGGCUACCACACAGAGUUGGUGGAUGGAGAGCAGGUAGUGGCUGUCACUGUGGGCUCUUAUGGUCCUGUAAUCCAGUCUGCUUCCUAUUCUUACUCAGGGCUGCCCUCCCCGUGCUUUGUUAACCUUAGCAACACCAGUCCUUCUCGCUCCAUACUCAGUGGCUUCAGAGGUGGCCGAGCCAGGGCAAAGCGCCCAUUGGCUAUCCCAGCAGGGGUGCUGAGUCAUGUUAAACCAGGCUCAGAAGAUGGCGAAUCAGCUGUGGGACCCGCAGGUUUGGAGAACGAUGUGCGAGAGCGUAGCCUACGGAGCCAGUGGUACCCCUACAGUGAGAGACUCAUUUGCAUCUACUGUGGAAAGACCUUCAAUCAGAAAGGGAGCCUGGACCGCCACAUGCGCCUGCACAUGGGAAUCACCCCAUUUGUUUGUAAAUUCUGUGGCAAGAAGUACACAAGGAAAGACCAGCUGGAGUACCACAUUCGUGGCCACACAGACAACAAGCCCUUUCACUGUCAGAUCUGUGGGAAAUGCUUCCCAUUUCAGGGCACCCUUAACCAGCACCUGAGGAAGAAGCACCUGGGAGCAUCAGAGGGCAGCAAUCAUAUGGACUCUCCAGAAAGGAUGGAGGGAAGCUCAGGUCAGAAGGACCAAGAGGAUACGUCUGAGGGGAUGGCCUUUGAGGCACAAUAUGCAGAAGAGGCACCAGCCAAUGAUAUGGAGGAGAGUUCAAAAUGCAGUCCGGAGGAGGCUCAAGCAUCAAGAUGUGAUUUUUAGGUCCUGCUUCAGGUUAAGGAAGCUUUAAGAAAUGUUUAUUUCAACACAAUAUAAAGGACUCUCUUCUUUUUGAAUCAGCUCCCGCUACUAUGGACGUUUCUUUCUUCAAGGGUUUCUGUCAGUUUUGUGAAAGUUAGAUGAGAACAUGGGUGCUUUAUGGAAUUCAGAUUCUUUCAAGUAAAGGGAGUAACGACUUACUAUUUUUAAGGUGGUCCCAAUAAUCAAGACCCCCGGAUUGAUUUCUCUUUUUAUCUUUCCAUGUUUUUUAAAACAUAUUUACAGAGUUAUAUAGGCAUGUUGCAAUAAUUGAUAAUGUGAAAGCUCUGGUAAGAUGCUUGUCAUAUCACCUUUUUACCUAACCUGUUUUUGCACAUGUGGCCACAGGAGGCCACUUACACACAAGGAAUGAUUUUUCUGCCAGUGCAAAGCUUCGUGUGACAUAUCUGUUCAAUACCUCAUGAUGCAACUACAUACUCAUAACAGACAGUAUUUUAACUUAAAUGAAACUCACCAGGUUCUACCUCAUAGCCAAGAACCUACCAGGCACAGAUGUGUUCAACGUUUGAAAUCCGUUCUAGGUUUUUUUGUACAGUAUCUUAUUGCCAAACCCUGUAAAGAAUAUUCUUUCAACACAAAGCCUUGAUACUUAGGGGAAAUAUUCCUUGCUGAUUGUAUGGAUUAGGGACAAAGUCCUUGUCAAAUGUUUCAUGGUUAGCCAGGAUAAAAUGAUUAAGAAGGUGCUAUGUUAGGGGUAGAAAGUUUGCUGGCCUACUUGUGUGCUAUUGGGCAAAUAUGGAGAAUAGCGUAAGAGAAAUUACUCUGUUAUUUUUCAAGAUAAAAUUUUGCUGUCUUGUAACAUUUAUUCUUCAGAACACUUCAGGAUUUUAUCUCUCAUCACUACUGGAGAUCUCACUAGGUUGGCCUAGGUGUGGUUUUAGAUGCUGCCAUCCAUGUAAUGGGUGAAUCUCAUCCAUACAGUGAAGUAAUUUGUAUUCCUCUAUAGCCUUGUGCGAGGUUUCUUCAAAACUAUUGUAUAUGUAUUUGUUUUCUCCUGAGGUAGGCUUCCAGUUUGAUACUCAGUGUCGAACAGAGACAGUGAGUACUCACUGUCAACUCAGCACACCAGGAACAGCUCUGGAUCUGUUCACCUAAAUCACUAUACUAGUCUGAACAAUAUGCAAGAAGAAAGAACAAAGGAAUCUCAGCCAUUGUGACAUGGUUUUUCUUCCAUUAUUUGAAAGAGCUCUGGGUUUGUUUUCCAUUGUGUCCCGUACAAUGGGACAGUUGAUCUGUGAUCUUCAUUUUCUGCAUUGUUUGGUGUCAGGUGCAGACUUGGAACACGUUUUCCUCAUUUGUCAAUCCUACUUUAUGGUGUUGUCAAGGUUAAAGAGGUAAAUGUUUUAAGAGGUAGCUGAUGAUCCAAAGUAUCGAUGCACUUUGCAGAGUUGUUGGGUGGGUUGGGUGCUGUCCCAGUGAUAAAAAUGUGUUGAUCUGUCUUAAUUGUGAGGAUUUUUACUCUGAGUAAAAAAAAAAAAAAAAUAUUGUGAGCUUUGAUGAGACUCUGCAAUCACAUAAAUACUUUUGGCUACAAGUCAUGUAUAUGGUAACAUUUUAUCUAUACUAUUUGAAUUAUGGGAAUCGGGGAUGGGGUGUUGUCAGAAUAUAGAGAUUUAUUUCCAUUGUGAUUUUAAAAAAAAAGGCACUUAAAAGGCCUGAUUUAUAAUAAUUUACAAAUUUAAAGCUCAGCUGGGUGGUUCAUUUUGUGCUAUCUUGCUUUCUUAUUUGCCAUCCAGCUGGUUAAUGCCUUUUGUUUUUCAAGAGCACCUGCUUUAUGCUUUUAUUUUGUCCCAUCUGGUCCGUGCUGAAUUUGUGUCAAUGAAUUGCAAAUUGACUAUUUUACUGUUUUCAUAUUAUUUUCUACGUUGUGUGCAUUUGGUGGGAGAAUCUUGCGUUUUGUUGCUUAUGUCAGAUUUUAUAUAAUGAGUGCAGUCCUUUUUAUUCCUUUGAAUGUGCAUUCGUCGUCUUUACUCAUCGACAGUUAAAGACAGCAAACCAAAAUUUGGAUAAUUUUGCAAAAUCGGUAUAGCUAGCGUUUCAUUAUCUUUAGUGUACGAAUCUAUCACAAACACUCUUGUUCAUCAUCGUCACCAGUUUGUCAGCCUAUACAGUACUUUUUUAGAUGAAUGUUUACCAAGUCAGCUAUAUUUCUGUCAGUGGCUGAUACGUGCAGGGUUGCCAGCUGAUCUGACCUCAACAAAAUCAGUUCCUUACUAAUUUGAACCUCACUAUGAUGAUUUUUGCCCUUGUUGCUUGGAAAAGAACAAUAGACGCAAAAAAAAGAAAAGAAAAAAAGAAGCAUUUCUUCUUGGAAUAUUGUCAGUAAGCUUUUGUGAACAACAAGUACAAACUGCUAAAAUAUUUUUGUGCCAAGAGACCACACCAAAGACUAAUAGGGGAUUUUUUUUUUUUUUUUUUUUUUAACAGUAAAUUUUGACUGGAUUGUGUAAUUGAAUGCUCAUUAGGAACAAUAGGUUCUUAAUUUAAUUUAGGACUAGUUAAUUGCUAUUUGCAAAAGAAUGUAUGUUUCCCAGCUUAUAACAAUCACUUGUGUAAAAAAAUAAUAAUAAUAAUUGAACAAGCAGAAAUUAAGUAGCAGUCGUAAGUAACAUCCAAUAUUAAGCCAUAGAAAACCUGACAAUAUAAAAGUUGUGCAGUAGGUAUUGUAAUUGUUUAAAGCCAGCGUAACCAAGAGAGAGACUACUUCACAAAAACUGGCAUCUUAAACUUAGUGCCUUGCCACAAGCUUUAUAUUUCAGACUCUGGCACUUGUAUUUUUGUGCCUCUUUAAUUUUGAAAUGGAUUAAAUGGAGAGAUUAUGAUGAAAUAUGGCUGUAUCUUUUAUUGUGAAGUGGUGCCAAGAAUGAAUAGAAAUUAAUUCGUGUCAUUCUUGUCCAUUUUGUAGUAACCUACUUAAGCUCUGCCCCUGUGUUUUUUUUUUUGUUUUUUUUUUUUAUUUUUCUUUUAUUUUUGGUUACAUAAUGGGCAACUGAUUUUAAAGCAUAACUGAUUUUGUAGCAUUUGAUUACAAUCAGAUGAGGCAGACUUGUUCCCUGCAAGCCGCUGCCCCAUAGUCAGAGGCUAUAUUGUGUCCCCUCCUCUUUAACGACCGAGGACAAUCUAAGCAAUGUACUGUAGUUUCUGCGUUUUAGUGAAGGCAGGAGAUGCACGAGAACACAAAUCUACUUCCUUUCUGUUCUCUUUGAGAACAGACGGGGAACCAGCUGCCUAGAUAUUUAGCUAAUAGUAAACGGAGUAUUUGUGCAGAAAAAUAGCUUACCUACAUAUACUGUAGCUGAAUUGCACGCUGCUCAGCCACAAAAUUGUAUACAAUUGCCAACUGAUCAUUUUUUUAACUUUCGUUUCCUUGUAUUUGUGUCAUUGAUUGUGCACUUACUUUUUUUUUUUACAUACCAGUUCUAUCCGGAUAGUCUCGUUUAUCUCUGUAAUUACCUGUUAGGGACUCAGUUAUAAAGGCCUCAGUCACUUCUGUAAGGACCUCUCCCCUCAAAUGGUGCUUUUAUAUUCAGUUUUUUUGUCCUUCUCAGUACGUAAGUCCAUGUUUUUGUUGUGGAUGAACACAGGGGUAAUUGUUUAAACGUUUUUCAUGUAGUUACUUACAUGGCAGUAAAAACCUACAGAAACCAACUAAACUUGAUAGACACGCGAAUCGACCCUGUUUGUCAACUCUUAGUUCCACCUCGCUGAGAGGGACAGGACAUGCAUUUUGGGCCACAAGUAUUCAAAAAGAAGUGUUUACAAGGAAGGCUGUUGGACUACUUUUUUUUUUUUUGUUUUUUUUUUUUUUUUUGUAAUUGCAGCUUGUCCUAUUCCUUUUGUAAGAAACUCACUUCAGGUAGUUUACGAACACUGAUACAGGCUUAGAAAAAAUCGUAAGUCUUCCAUAGCUUUUCUGUCAGUUUCUGUCCACUGUGUAUUUUUUUUUUUUUUUUUUUUUAAAGGAGAAGCAAUAACCUUUUUAAAAGUGAAAGUGGUGUAUUGGGAUCAUCAAACCUUUUGAAAUAUUGGCCUGUCAUGUAUCAAACAAACCGAAAGUCAGGGAGCUGUUGAAUUGAAGGAGGACCAGGACAAUUUGAUAUUGAUUUAUUUUUUAUAUAUUUUCUGAAACUUUG
Molecule: messenger RNA, 6062 nt
Organism: Archocentrus centrarchus (flier cichlid)
Lineage: Eukaryota; Metazoa; Chordata; Actinopteri; Cichliformes; Cichlidae
Gene: zbtb34
Product: zinc finger and BTB domain containing 34
Exons: 2
Coding region: 292-1872 (526 amino acids)
Biological process (GO): regulation of transcription by RNA polymerase II
Molecular function (GO): DNA-binding transcription factor activity, RNA polymerase II-specific; RNA polymerase II cis-regulatory region sequence-specific DNA binding; protein binding
Source: RefSeq, a predicted model, not a curated record